Messenger RNA from Phaethon lepturus (White-tailed tropicbird), 896 nucleotides. It is a transcript of the gene BBOX1, whose product is annotated as butyrobetaine (gamma), 2-oxoglutarate dioxygenase (gamma-butyrobetaine hydroxylase) 1. Gene Ontology annotation, molecular function: gamma-butyrobetaine dioxygenase activity. Gene Ontology annotation, cellular component: mitochondrion. The transcript has 5 exons. NCBI's taxonomy places the organism in Eukaryota, Metazoa, Chordata, Aves, Phaethontiformes, Phaethontidae. Gene Ontology annotation, biological process: carnitine biosynthetic process. The annotation marks the transcript as partial. The record is from RefSeq and is a predicted model, not a curated record.
AACGCCAGUACUGGGGCUCAGACCUGCAGCUUCCUGAAAUGCCUUUUGAAGAAGUCAUGUACAAUGACGAAAGCACGUACAAGUGGCUGUGCACCCUAAAGAAAGUAGGAAUCGUGCUACUAACAGGAGCUGCUACUAGGCAGGGAGAGUUGGUUAAACUUGGCCACAGGAUUGGGUUCCUGCGUCUCACUUUUUAUGGACCAACUUGGCAAGUGCAAGACAAAGUAGAUGCUAACAAUGUGGCUUACACAACUGGGAAGCUAUGUUUUCACACCGAUUACCCUGUUCUGCAGCAUCCACCUGGGGUUCAGUUUCUCCACUGUAUAAAGCAAACAGCUGCAGGAGGUGAAAGUGAAGCUGUAGAUGGAUUUCACGUAUCCAACAAGCUGAAGAAACAAAACCCUCAAGCGUAUCAGAUCCUGUCCUCUACUGCUGUAGACUAUACAGAUGUUGGGGUGGACUACUGUGAUUUUGCUGUGCAAUGUAAACAAAGGAUUAUAGAUGUGGAUUCCAGAGGCCAAGCAAUUCGCAUCAAUUAUAAUAAUGCAACAAGAGACACAGUGUUUGACAUACCAGCUGAAAAAGUGAGGCCAUUUUAUGCAGCUCUAAAGGAAUUUGAUGAUUUAUUAAACAGCACAGAACACAAGUUUACUUAUAAGCUGAAACCAGGUGACAUAGUGACGUUUGAUAACUGGCGCGUGCUUCAUGGUCGCCAGAGCUACCAGUCGGGGUCAGAAGUGACUCGUCACCUGGAAGGUGCCUAUGCAGACUGGGAUGUGGUCAUGUCAAGGCUCCGGCUCCUCAGGAAAAAGGUCCUGAAUAGGGACUGAGCUUUCUUCUAACUAGAAUGAGCAAACCCUAGAUUGUCUAACCUCAAAAAAAAAAAACCAAAAAAA